CCCCUCCCCGGGGAAUAGAACCCAGGAGUCCGGGCCCCCAGCGGGUCCGGUCCCCUCCCACAGCCGGAUGUGCCCCGGCAGCGUGGCCCGGGGAUCUGAUGCAAUGGUAACCUGAUCCCUUCCCAGCCUGCGCCCCGCCCGGCUCCCCCAGUCCGCCCGCUCCGCCGCCCGCGCCGGGACCCUCCGCGCCGCUCCCAGGGUGGGAAGGUGACCCAUGCGCUGUGCCCCAGGUGUGAUCUCUGACACACACACCCCGUCCACACCCUGAACCGGCCCGCGUCUGCCAUGGAACUGCAGAAGAUGGAGGAGCAGGAGGGGCUGGAGAUGUUAAACGGGUCUGUCCCAGAGUGUGACAAAGCCAGCGGCCUGGAAGAUGGGGACCCCGCAGCGGAGGUGACGGCGGCCGAGCAGGAGGGCUUCCUGCCCCACACCACCAGCAAGAAGCUGAGCCAGUUCACCGACUUCGAGGGGAAGACGUCGUUUGGGAUGUCGGUCUUUAACCUCAGCAACGCCAUCAUGGGCAGCGGCAUCCUGGGCCUCGCCUACGCCAUGAGCAACACGGGCAUUGCGCUCUUCAUGUGACCAGGAGUCCUGGCUCCCAGCCCCCCCUGCUCUAACCCAUUAGCCCCCAGUCCCCGCCCAGAGCCAGGGAGGGGACCCAGGCGUCCUGACGCUGGUGUUUGUUUUGCAGCCAUGUCCAGUUACCUGUACAUUGUGAAAUAUGAGUUGCCUCUAGUGAUACAGACGUUCCUGGGUCUGACGGAGAACACCGGAUGGGAGCCGCCACCCACUAGAGGGGAAAGGCCCCGGGCCGCAUUCCUGUAUAAAUGGGGACAUCUGGCUCUCCUGUUCACGUGCCUUCCCUGCCUGGUCAUGGUGCCCUCAUCCCCUACACAGUUAGCCCUUCCCUUCCCCCCGCAGACCGCGUACACCAUCCCCAUCUUGGCUUUCGCAUUCGUCUGUCACCCGGAGGUGCUGCCCAUCUACACAGAGCUGCGCAGAGCCUCGAGGCGGCGCAUGCAGAGCGUGGCGAACGUCUCCAUCCUGGCCAUGUUCAUCAUGUACCUGCUGACGGCCAUCUUCGGCUACCUCACCUUCUACGGGAACGUCGAACCGGAAAUGCUGCACACGUACAGCGAGGUGGAUCCCCUGGACCGGCUCAUUCUCUGCGUCCGCCUGGCCGUGUUGAUGGCCGUCACACUGACAGUGCCUGUGGUGCUCUUCCCGAUCCGCAGAGCCAUCCAGCAGCUACUCUUCCACGGGAAGGAUUUCAGCUGGGUUCGGCAUGUGAGCAUCGCUAUCUGCCUUCUGUUCUUGGUCAAUCUCCUGGUCAUCUUUGUCCCUAACAUCCGGGAUAUCUUUGGAGUCAUUGGCGCCACCUCCGCACCCAGUCUCAUUUUUAUCCUCCCCAGCAUCUUCUACCUCCGCAUCGUUCCCAAUGAAAAAGAACCGCUGAGAUCCAAGCCAAAAAUCCAGGCUGCCUGUUUCGCUGCCCUCGGCUUAAUUUUCAUGGUGAUGAGUCUCAGCUUCAUCGUGGCUGACUGGGUGACGACUGGACGGAGCAGCAGCGGGGGGCACUGACCCGCCCCCCCCGCCGACCCCCGGCACAGACACAUGGACCCCACUGGGCCGGCUCGGGGGGCCCAGCCGUCGCUGGGGCAAGGGCACCGCCACCUCCCAUUGGCCUUUGCUCCGCUGCAGCCAUGGCAACGCUGAGACCAACGCUAGGGCCGCCCAUUGCCGACUGUUACCAUGGCAACGCUACAGACCCUGGCAGCGACUGGUGUCCAUGGGAACGGUGCCAAGGCCCUUCCAUCGACUGUUACUGUGGCAAUGCUACAGCGACUGGUUUCCAUGGAAAUGGUGCGAAGGCCCUUCCAUGGGCCACCUGUUACCACGGCAAUGCUACAGCUCUUGGCAGCGACUGGUGUCCAUGGGAACGGUGCCAAGGUCCUUCCAUCGGUUGACUGUUACCGUGGCAAUGCUACAGCUCCUGGCAGUGACUGGUUUCCAUGGGUAUGGCGCUAAGGCUCUCCUAUGUGUGCCCUGUAGUCAUGGCAGCCUCCCAUUUCCAUGGGACAAAGGUCCUGAUUGGCCCAUCGGUGCCAUGGCAACGGCAGGUUCCCCACGACUACUGAGUCGCCUGACUACAGCGCAACUGGGUUCUCCUUAGCUCCCUGUCGCCGUGGCAACAUGGCAGGUCCCCAGGGGAACAACACCAGGCCUUUGUUGCUGUGACAACGCUUGGGCCACUGCUGGAGUGGGUGGGUGGGGGGUCCCAUAGCAACAGUUCCCUCCAGACAAUGCCUCCCACCUCUUUGGUUCCCAUGGAGACAGGAACACCCCCUCUCCCCCGCUUGUACUCAUUCCCUGGCAUCAGUCGAAGAGGGACUGUGAAUCUGACUGUGCCAGGGCGGGGGCCAGGUGGAUCCAUGGCACUCUUAUUUAUUGGUCUUAUUUAAUUCGGAGCCGGCAGCCAGACCAAAGAGCGAUGCCGGGCUCACUGCUGGGGCCAGGAUCGUGACACCCCCCCAGGACUCCUGGGUCCCAUCCCCAGCGACGGGGCCACGGGCUGUCCACUUUUGUGUGCCUCAGUUUCCCCACUGGGAGAUAGGGGCGUGUUCCCAUCCUGCUGAGGAUUAACCCUCGAGUGUCUGAAUUCUCUGGGACCGGAGGAGACGCUGUUACUUUUACAGUAAUGGGGGAGGCAGGGGGUGAGCGUCCCAUGGAGCCUUAGGACGCCUGGGUUCUACCCGGGACGCCUGGCUUCCUGAGCGGGGCUGGGGGCGGGAGGGGAAGCCGUGCGCCUACAGGCCUGUUUGCCGCCUGGGACAGGCCCCAACCACGGUGCAGAAUUCGCCCCAAGUCAGCACCCUCCCCCCACCACACGGGGGCGCCGCUGGUCGAGCCAGUUGAAUGCCCCCCUUUCAUCUGGGUGUCGGGGCGGGCGUUUAUCGAACCCUGGGUCUCGGUUCUCUUUUCAAACUACCUCACCACCCAGAGACAGCCGAGGGUCACUAAUGCUGCUCGCCCCAGCCCCUUCAGAGAGCAAGAGGUUAAGGACAGGGCUGUCGGGGGGGGGGGGGCACCUCCCUGAGCGCGGAGUGGGAGACAAUCCAGGUUAGGUGCCCCCUCGGAGCCGGAGAACGCUCUGUCCGCCCUGUCGAGAAAUCCUGGAGCCUCUGCUUCCUCCUCCAGAAACGUCUAGAUCUCGUCCCAAUGGCUCUUUCUCCCCUCCAGAAAAAUCCUCGUGCCUGUGUGUUUUCAUCCAGAAACUGCUAGUUCCCACUCCGGCGCCUCCUCUAGAAAAAUCCCGACACCUCUGCUUCUGCCUCCAGCUAUCUCUAGAUCUCAGCCCGGUGGUGCCUCUCUCUCCUCUAGAAAAAUCCCAGCGCCACCACUUCCUCCUCCAGAGAUCUCUAGAUCUUGCCCCGACGCCACCAUCUCCCUUCUAGAAAGAUCCUUAUGCCUACAUGUUUUCCUCCAGAAACCUCUACAUCCCACCCUGAUGGCUCCAUUUCCCUAUCUAUCUCAUAGAGCUGGAAGGGACCUUGAAAGGUCAUCAAGUCCAGUCCCCUGCCUUCACAGCAGGACCAAGUACCGUCCCUGACAGAUUUUGCCCCAGAUCCCUAAAUGGCCCCCUCAAGGAUUGAACUCACAACCCUGGGUUUAGCAGGCCAAUGCUCAAACCACUGAACUAUCCCCCCCAGAAAAGUCCCAACACCCCCAGCCACAUCUGCACAGCUCCCCCACCACUGUGGCCUUAGCACUCAAUGCCUCUUCAGCCAGUGCCUUAAACUCCCACUCCCCCCCGGUGCAGCCCCCUGGCUUCACAGUAGCCAUCUCCUGCCCCGCAAAUUCAACCGCAACCCUGGUGAGUCUGCCCCCGCCCUGACACAGCAGUUAUAUUGGCAGAAAGGGGCCCUACAGAGACUCAGGACUCCUGGGUUCUCUCCCCGGCUCUGGGAGGGGAGUGGGGCCUAGUGGUUAGAGCUGGGAGCCAGGACUCCUGGGUUCUCUCCCUGGCUCUGGGAGGGGAGUGGGGCCCAGUGGUUAGAGCUGGGAGCCAGGACUCCUGGGUUCUACCACCAGUGCUCCCAUCUUCGCCCUCUCCAGGAACUGGUUUCUCCCUUUUUACUGAUGUAAUUUGGGUUUUCAUUUUGGAAGGAAGCAUUUGAGAAACAAACAUUUUCAGGCUUCCCUCCACCCCCUGCCCAAAAUACAAAACCCUCAAAUGGGAAAUUCUCCCUGUUUCAAACAAAAAUCUGCUCCCCCCCCCGCCCCAUGUUCUGAUUUUUUCGGAAAAGUGUGUGGGGGGGAGGCCCCCAAAAUGACUUUUGUUUUGCCAGUGGGGGAAAUUGGCUGCCAUGAUAAACAAAUCAAGGCUCAGUCCAACUAAAGCUACCGCGCCACAACAGAUCUGUCAGAAUCCUCCGGUUCCGGGUCUGGCCCGGAGCCGAAGAAAACAAUGACGUUUUGCGAGCCACCCGGGGGAACACCCCCCUUCCCAAAAUUGGGCGAUCACGCAACCGACUCAGAGCGACUGAUCUCUUCUUGGGCCGACAGCUGGGGAAAGAGACAUGUUUCCAAACUUGUGCAGAGCUCAUGUCUUUCCCCUGGCAGUCGGGCUGGGAAAAGAGACGUGUCCUGUCCAGCCAACGCUGCCAACCCCCUCUUGUGUCCCCCCCCAAAUGUCCUUUCCCGGAAGGAGAAACAAGAAAAAGACCAUUUUGGAAAGCGGGAUUUUUGCCUUCAUGGGAGGAUCUCAAAACUCAGCUUUCCCCCUUACUAACUCUCAGGACGUUUGCCAAACCGUCGCGUUUCCUUUUCAGGGCCUGGCAUUGCCUGGGGCUCGGGGACGCUGGUAGAAGGGGCCCGGGUUCAGAUUCUGGGGUGGGUGGGUUCUAGGCCUGGUUAAUUCAGGGCUGGCCUGGAUGGAAUAAUCGCACCGGGGACAGCCCCCCGAACUGAAAACCCUCAUCCCGCCAGCCCCUAAAGUCCGCGUCUUGGUCCAUUGAUCCUGCCUGGAUUCACGUGACUCCAGAUGCACGAGGCUUUACGGGGGGGGAGCGGGGAUAAAAGGGCCCCUCAAAGCACUAUUUUGGUCAGCACGUCGUCCCCAAUGCUACGGACAAAGCCAAAAGACCCCCCCCCAUUUCAGCAGGGGUUCCUCCCCAUGACUGGGGGGGGGGCAGCGCAAGGUGAAAGCAAUGCAUGGAGCCGGUGGCUUUUGUACGGUCGCUCUGGGUUUCAAUAAAUAACAACCGGACUUUU
Chrysemys picta bellii (western painted turtle) is the source of this 5274-nucleotide messenger RNA. NCBI's taxonomy places the organism in Eukaryota, Metazoa, Chordata, Testudines, Emydidae. The record is from RefSeq and is a predicted model, not a curated record.